Molecule: messenger RNA, 2621 nt
Organism: Harmonia axyridis
Lineage: Eukaryota; Metazoa; Arthropoda; Insecta; Coleoptera; Coccinellidae
Product: toll-like receptor 7
Exons: 2
Coding region: 162-2447 (761 amino acids)
Molecular function (GO): protein binding
Source: RefSeq, a predicted model, not a curated record
GUAUAUUGAAUUUCAUUGUGAAUAGAACAGAUAAAGACUUCCUUUGGGGGAUCCCCCUUUCCGUUAUAAAAGUUAUUCUCUAUAAAUCGAUUAGUUCUUCUUGUGGUGCUUGUUGGUAUAUAUUCCAGAUUCCAGAACCUCCAAAAAAAAAGUAUGUCGAAAUGAAGAGUCCUGGGGCUACCAUGUACCUUCUUCAGAUCUGGUUCGCUUGCAGCUAUUUGAUCCCAUUUCUAAUUGCACAAGACGUAUUGCUUGAUAGGUCUCAACCGCAUUGUAUAGCAGAAGUACCACAAGUUCUUCCUUCUCCUCCUCAGCCUGUAUACGAUAGAGAUGAAGAUGAAGAUCAAAAUGAAGAAGAAUAUCCGGUAGCAGAUUCAUUGGAAGAUAAUUAUCAAGAAGAAAAUUUAGAUCAAAUAUUGUCGAGUCUUCCAAUAGGUAAAACUGUCAACAUAUAUGCAACAACGACAGUUACUUGUGCUCACAUGAACUAUAUCAACAUUACUAUUAACUGUGGUAAUUGUUGGAAACUGGUUUACAAAAACAGUGAUCUCCGAGUUAUUCCGACCAAUAUGGACCAAGGAGCACAACAGUUGACAGGAAUAAAGUUAACAAAAUCGAAAAUCCAGAAGAUUGAACCUGGUGCCUUCUCAAACUUGCCUAACUUGUUAGUUUUAGAGUUAGAAAAUAACAAUUUGACUAAAAUCAGUAGAGGUAUUUUCAACUCCCUACCUGAACUCGAAUUCUUGAACCUAAGUCAUAAUUCCAUAGCUGAAAUCGAGGAAGACUGUUUCCACGGUUCUUCCAAUAUAGAAAUAUUAGAUUUGAGCUUCAACAAGAUCAUAACUAUACCUGAGAAUAUCUUCCAGCACCAGCGGCUUAAAACUUUGAACAUAUCCAAUAACUUGCUGGCCAACUUUGAUGGUCAAAAGAUUCCUGAGUUGAAAACUGUCAUCCUGGAUAAUAAUCAUUUGGAAAAGUUUCCAUCUUUUUCGGGAUCCUCAAUAACUCAUCUAUCUAUCAAAUUCAACUUCAUUACUUCUUUCAAUGUCACUGAUUUACCUACAUCACUCGAAAUGUUUUUGAUAGGUAACAACAGAAUACAUCAUCUAGACCAGUAUUCCUUUAAUUUGGCGAGUUCUUUGAGAAUCCUGGACAUGUCAAAUAAUUUCUUGGGUGAAUUUAACCCCGAAAUAUUGAUAAAUCUCGAUGAACUCGAAAUUUUAGACAUUUCUGGGAAUGAUAUGAAAACCAUCAAUACAAAACUGUUCAUCAUCCUGAAAUCCUUGCGGAGUAUCAAUCUGGGAAAGAACAACAUCACAACUCUUCCAAAAGGUGUUUUUCAACAUUUAUCCAACCUGAUUAACCUAGAAUUCUCAGAAAAUAAUAUCACUUAUAUCCAACAAGGAGUGCUGAAAGAUUUGGUAUCUUUGCAAACAUUGAACUUUUCUCGUAAUAAGAUAAAGUAUCUGCAAGCUGGAAUUUUCAGCGGUUUGAAAAAACUGGAAGUCUUAGAUCUGAGUUCGAACAACCUAGAAUCGUUUAGUUUCCAUGUUUUGAGCGCUUUGGAGAAAUUGAGGGUACUGGAUGUAUCAUACAAUCGACUCACAUCCUUGAUCGUUAACCUAAGACGCACGAGAGGUGCAUUAAUAGCCUUAGACGGUAACAAUUUCACAUGUACCAACUUGGCGAAAACAAUUAAUGUUCUAAGAUCGGAAUACAUAGGUGUGCUUAGAGGAAAAACACUAUCAUCAGAAAAUAUUGACGGUAUUUCUUGCAGUGAAAAGAACGAAAAUGCAAAUACAGAAGAUAACAUGACAGAUAUGAAGUAUUUCUUCGAGAGAGGCUUCAAAAACACAUCUUUCUACAAUUUUUUCAAAGAUUUUCGCAGAUCUGACUGGACAGAACCAAACGUCAACAAUGUUUUGGAUUAUUUACGUGACAAUCUCACAGUUGAUUUCUCGAAAAGUAUGAAGAAUCACGUAAAGGAUUUCAUCAAUUUUCAGAACGCUUCGUUCAGAGAAUUUUUCCAACAAAUGGAGGAUAUAAGGAAGCACAACGAAAGUACAUCUUUAGAGGGUCUGUCCUCUGUUUUGCAGAAAGAAAUCGAGUCAUUUGUGACCUUCGAAAAUUCUUCUUUUCAAAAUUAUUUGGACAAGAUGUCUCAAAUCGUGGAUAGCAUGCGAAAUGAUAGAAAUAGGUCUGAGGAUAUACCAAAAAUUAUAGAAAGACUGCAGAAUUUCAAGAGUGAGAAGUUAGUUUCAUCCAGAGAAACAGAAAAUAAUACAGAACUAAUAGAGGCCAUCAAUCAACUAAAGAUAUUCCUGAUCUUGUGCUCUUUUGCAAUUGUGCUACUGGUUCUUGGAGUUAAACUGUUUCCAGUUGCUAGAAAAAGAUACUCCAGUCGUAAUUUCCAGGAAUCAAACACUGAAAUACCUAUGUUAUCAUGAAAGCUAGUGCGAAUGCUAGUGAAAUAUAAUAAUAAUAAUAAGGUUUGUUACAUCAAUCAUCUAAAAUCAUGAGAAAGAGGAUGACUUUCCUUAUGUAAGAGUUUGAAGAGUAAUUCACUAGAUGAUUACAAAAAAAGUUUAUAUAAUUAUUGAAUAAUAAAGUUUAAAAAACCC